AUGCACCUCAAGAUCGCAGCAAGUGCCCUGGCGCUGUUCACCGCUGUUGCCAACGCCGAGACACGGAUCAGCUUUUACACCGCCAAGGACUGCAGCUCUGGUUAUCUUUCUACUGCCACGGGUCAUGGCAGUGCUUCCAACACUGAAGCCGAAAACGAAUUCAGCUACACUGUUAAUGCCUAUGUCGGAGGAAUUGCGAUCGACAACCUCGACGAUUUUCAAAACCAACUCAACGAUGACAACGGUUGUGUCUUUACAGAUAUUACCUGCUGUGAAUACGCGCCCAAGUGCAAGGAGCCUUCACCCGUUCCUAGUUCAGGUGGAUACUGCAUUACAUACGACAAGUACAUGGGCACGGUUGGCGUUAGCUCAACGGUCUGCGACUCACUGUGUAUCGACAACGUCUACUAG
Molecule: messenger RNA, 411 nt
Organism: Paraphaeosphaeria sporulosa
Lineage: Eukaryota; Fungi; Ascomycota; Dothideomycetes; Pleosporales; Didymosphaeriaceae
Exons: 1
Coding region: 1-411 (136 amino acids)
Source: RefSeq, a predicted model, not a curated record